Nannizzia gypsea CBS 118893 is the source of this 753-nucleotide messenger RNA. RefSeq names its product GDSL Lipase/Acylhydrolase. NCBI's taxonomy places the organism in Eukaryota, Fungi, Ascomycota, Eurotiomycetes, Onygenales, Arthrodermataceae. The record is from RefSeq and is a predicted model, not a curated record. The transcript is spliced from 5 exons. Bases 1 to 753 code for a protein of 250 amino acids.
AUGACUACAGAAAUGUCCCUCGCUCAGGGCUACGUCCAGGCAAAGUCGUAUAUUCCAUACGACCAAAUCCUCCUCUUUGGAGACUCGAUCACCCAGUUCUCAGCAUACCAGGGCCGUGGCUUUGCUUUUUCGCCGCAGAUGCAAGAUGACUAUGUGCGAAAGCUGGAUGUCCUUAACCGUGGCUUCAGCGGAUAUACGUCCUCUCAGGGGCUGAAUGUGCUGCCACAGUUCUUCCCACCGUCUCACGUAGCCAAAGUCCGUAUGAUGACCGUGUUCUUUGGUGCCAAUGAUGCUGUCCUGCCACCAGGAGACCAGUACGUGCCUGUGGACAAAUACGCAGAAAACCUCAGGGCGAUUAUCCAGCACCCCGUAGUCAGAUACGGAGGCACCAAGAUGGUCCUUCUCACUCCGCCGCCAGUCAACGAGUAUCAGCUCACAGCCUUUGACCUGUCCAAGGGAGUCACCCCCUUGUCUCGCACAGCCAACAACACCAAGCUGUACGCCGAUGCCUGUCGCGAAGUCGGCAAAUCUCUUCACGUAGCUAUUGCAGAUAUAUGGUCUGCCUUUAUGAAAGAGGCCGGCUGGGUCGAAGGCCAGCCGAUAGCCGGAUCAAGGGGCAUUCCUGAGAACCCCAGGCUGGCCUCCUUGCUCAUAGAUGGUCAGUCCAAGUCAAUCAUGAAUUUUUCAAAUAAAGAAGCUCCUGAGAAGCAGCCUGUCCAUUUCCCGCCGUACCAGUUUGCCGAAGACGCAUAG